CUUGUCCCGAGGCGCGGGCUCGGGGCGGCCCCGGGAGGUGCGGGUUUCCCUGCGCUCGGUCUUUGGGCUUUUCGUCCGUCUGCGGCGGCCACGGGACCUUGCGCUCGACUUCCCUUUCGUCCUGCCCGGUCGGGAAGGCGUCCGGGGUGGGGAGGCGGGUCCCGCGGGGGAUGGAGCGGCGCCGAGCCAACGGCGAGCGGCGGGGAAGGAGGAGGGGGCCCGCGGGAGCCUCCUCCCCGCUGCGCGUCGCUGCUGACGGGCUGUGAGGAGCCGGCGGCGGCCGGACGACCGACACCGGGAGGAGGAGGAGGAGGAGGAGGAGGAAGACGACCAGGACCGCCGCGCAUUCGUCGCCCUGCCAACCCGCCCGCACGGAUCCCCCGGCCCCCUGCACACUUGAGAAGGCUCCGGGGCCCGGCCGGCCGUCGGGACGAAGGAGGUCCGGCUGCCCGGAGGCCCGAGGCUCCGCAGGUCCUGCUGCCCAGAGGUCUGAGGGGCCGCGGGUCCUGCCGCCCAGAGGCCCGAGGGUCUUAGGUCCUGCUGUCCAGAGACCCCGGGGUCCGCAGGUCCUGCUGCCCAGAAGGCUGGGGAUCCUUAGAUCCUGCUGCCCAGAGGCCUGGGGUCCUUAGGUCCUGCUGCCCAGAGACCCGAGGGUCUGCAGAUCCUGCUGCCCAGAGACCCGGGGGUCCGCAGAUCCUGCUGCCCAGAGACCCGGGGGUCCGCAGAUCCUGCUGCCCAGAGGCCCGGGGGUCCGCAGGUCCUGCUGCCCAGAGGCCCGGGGGUCCGCAGAUCCUGCUGCCCAGAGGCCCGAGGGUCUUAGGUCCUGCUGUCCAGAGACUCGGGGGGUCCGCAGGUCCUGCUGCCCAGAAGGCUGGGGGUCCGCAGAUCCUGCUGCCCAAAGGCCUGGGGUCCUUAGGUCCUGCUGCCCAGAGACCCGAGGGUCUGCAGAUCCUGCUGCCCAGAGGCCUGGGGUCUUUAGGUCCUGCUGCUCAGAGGGGCUGGGGGUCCUUAGGUCCUGCUGCUCAGAAGCUCGGGGGUCCUUAGGUCCUGCUGCCCAGAGGCCCCAGGGUCUUAGGUCCUGCUGCCCAGAGACCCAGGGAUCUGCAGGUCCUACUGCCCAGAAGCCUGGGAGUCCUUUGGUCCUGCUGCCCGGAGGCCUGAGGGUCCUUAGGUCCUGCUGCCCAGAGCCCGGGGGUCCUUAGGUCCUGCUGCCCAGAGCCCGGGGGUCCUUAGGUCCUGCUGCCCAGAGCCCGGGGGUCCUUAGGUCCUGCUGCCCAGCGGCCUGGAGGUCCUUUGGUCCUGCUGCCCAGGGACACGGGGGUCCGCGGGUCCUGCUCUCCAGAGGCCUAGGGGUCCUUAGGUCCUGCUGCCCAGAGGCCCGGGGGUCCGCAGGUCCUUCUGCCCAGAGACCUGGGGUCCUUAGGUCCUGCUCUCCAGAGGCCCGGGGGUCCGCAGAAGGUCCCGCUCCCCAGAAGUCCGCAGAACCUCCUUCUGCCCAGAAACCCCGGGGUUUUUUAGGUCCUGGGAGCCCUUAGAUCCCACUGUCCAGAAGGCCCGGGGGUCCUUAGGUCCUGCUGCCCAGAGGCCCCGGGGGUCCUUAGGUCCUGCUAUCCAGAGGGCCCAGGGGUCCGCAGACUGGGCGGCAGGCGGCAGCUCCUCUCGUCCGGCCCCGUCGGGGGCCGUCGCUGUGCGGGUGGAAGAUGGUCAGCCCGCGGACUUGUCCGCGGUGGGGCCGGCGGGUCCCUCGGCUGGGCGCGCUGGCCGUCUGGAACUGUUGCCUCUUCCUGGCCGGGGCGGACAACGUCAGCCAGGAGUAUUUCACCGCCCUCAUCAACGUGACCGUGCAGGACGCCGGCCGGGCGACCCCCGUCCUGCUCAGGAUCGACCGCGGCCGCUACGGGCUGGACUCCCCCAAGGUGGAAGUCAAAGGGCUGGUCCUGGCUCCCGUGCCCCUCCACGGAGUCGCAGAUCACUUGGGCUGUGAUCCUCAAACACGUUUCCACGUCCCGCCUAAUGUCAAACAGUGGAUUGCCUUGCUGCAACGAGGAAACUGUACGUUUAGAGAGAAAAUAUUACGGGCAGCGUCCCACAAUGCGACUGCUGUGGUCAUCUAUAACAAUAUAUCCAAUGGAGAGCCUGUCACUAUGACUCACCCAGGAACCGGAGAGAUUGUGGCCGUUAUGAUUACAGAGUCAAAGGGGAAGGAGAUUUUGACUUAUCUGGAGAAGAACAUCUCCGUGCGCAUGACAAUAGCCGUCGGAACUCGCAUUCCCCCGAAGAACUUCAGCCGCGGCUCUCUCGUCUUCGUGUCGAUAUCCUUUAUUGUCUUAAUGAUCAUCUCCUCGGCCUGGUUGAUAUUUUACUUCAUACAGAAGAUUCGGUACACGAAUGCACGUGACAGGAACCAGCGCCGUCUCGGAGAUGCCGCCAAGAAAGCUAUCAGCAAAUUGACCACCAGGACAGUGAAGAAGGGUGAUAAGGAAACAGACCCAGACUUUGAUCAUUGUGCUGUCUGCAUAGAGAGUUACAAGCAGAAUGAUGUUGUCCGCAUCCUGCCCUGCAAGCAUGUUUUCCACAAAUCCUGCGUAGAUCCUUGGCUUAGUGAACACUGCACCUGUCCUAUGUGCAAGCUUAACAUUUUGAAGGCCCUUGGAAUUGUGCCGAAUGUGCCGUGUACCGAUAACGUAGCCUUCGACAUGGAGAGGUUCACCAGAAGCCAACCAGCGAAUCGAAGAUCGGCCCUGGGCGACCUUGCUAACGACAGCUCCCUUGGCCUCGAGCCACUGCGCACUUCGGGAAUGUCUCAGCUUCCUCAGGAUGGGGAACUCACACCCAGGACGGGAGAAAUCAACAUCGCAGUAACAAGUGGCCACUUCUUCCACCGCAACUCCCUGUCUCCUCGGAGCCUGGUGUACGAGAGCGAAUUCUCCACUAUUGAACCUUCCUUGGACAUGUACGACGAGAACAAAACCUGAUGAAAAACGGCCGUUUGGGGCUCCCUUUUUCUUUCGGUUGGUUUAUCGUAAUUGUUCUUAUUUGAUAUUCUUCUGUCGGUGUCUUGUUUUGGAGAAAGACCUGCAUUUCUGGAGCUCCGGCUGGGUUUGGCAUCGGGGUGACAGACUCGGAGCUCGUCCGAGCUGAUCUUUUGAGCACGACUUUCCUGCGUCGAUGAAUUACCUUAGAAAGCGUAGAGCCGCAAAAGUCGCCGCCCCAGCCCUCCCCCCAACCCUUUCCCCAAAGGUUGAAAAGUUUUGAAAAGUGAGCUGUGAAACUCCAGCUGCAUCUCUGCUGAAGCGGCUUGGCCCCCGGCCCCGAUUGUUCAUUUUCUAUUGCAAACGUGUCUCUCGAAUAGGCAUAAGCUGUUUGGUCUGUGGGGCUUUUUUUAUUAUCGUAAUCCUCGUGAUAAUGAGUUAUAUUGUGUGCUGAGUCUGCCAGGUUAACUUUCUCGCUGGCAAAGGAGAUCACAAGCUGCUACUACUAAAUGUGUUCGGUUUAAUUCUUGGUUCUCUCCUUUUUCUUACUGUGAAAAGGCCUCUUUGUAAAGGACCUGUGGGAAUGCAUAGCCUUUUGUACCUGAUUUUGGCCAGCUGGGUUGAUGACUGACUGACUCGAGAGCCUCGGAUGCCGGUGAGGUCUUUAUUCAAUCGCCCACAUUUUCCUUUUCCGUUGUUCACCGUCGAGGGGGAAAUAAGUCAGAGACCGCUUUCGCGAGCGCCAAAACUGCUACUGUGGUUCCAGCUCGCCUGCCGGCCGACUCUUCGGCUAAAGAUACGGACGGCGUCGACUCGUUCGCGCUUCUCUGUUCGUUAUGGGGUCUGGAUCUUGUGGGAAACGCCCCAGAGUGGUCUAACUCAAAAACCUUCUUAGUUUUUCGCCGAGCAGUUAAAGCCACCCUCAUGGACUCAGGUUCCAGUACGCACCGUACCCUGGGCUGACUCCGUUCAGCAAUAAUCCCUUCCUGUCAUCCUUCACGGUGGGAAACGAAGAAAGCAGAAAGUCCGAGAGUACGGAGAGCCAAGUCGAUGCACCCUCAAGGCAUGAGCGAGGGGUUUCGGCCGGGGCGGGGCAAACCAGAGAAUCCGGUGAGUCUUUGUCAAGUCCGCAGUGACGAGAGCGGAAGAGAGGAUAAAAAUGCCCUCUACAAGCUUCCAAGAAGGCGGUACCGCUCACCGAAGCAAAAAAUAUAUGUGUAGAAACGAGUAUCUGAGUGUCCUUGAAAACAGAUCUAUAGAACAUGUCUAUGCACUUUUGCUACUGAAUACUGAAUCGUUUCAUUUGCUUCUCCAUUUGGAUGGGGUUUCUCGUUUAGAGUGGUAAAUAUGGUUGUGACUUUGUCGUGUGAUUGAAAUCUGAAGUUUACAUACACCUUGAUUUAUUGUUAACGGUAAACCAAAGAGAGAAUGAAUCAUCUCUCCUGGUACCUUCGUUCUAUUCAGCCCAAGCUGCAGAUGAACACUUGCGGUGUUUCCUUCGGCCGCCAACUCUGUUAGCCUUUGUCCUGCUUUGUAGCGCGGCGCAGCUCUGACUGAAACACAGAUGGUAACGACGGAAACUCUAAGCUGAGGAAGUUGCGUCUAUAUCGGAGCAAACUUUGAACCCAUUCUACUACUAGGAACCAGGAGCACUGUUGAAUCUCGAGUAAUUCUAGGGGAGAGUAAUGCGGACUUUUAAGGGAUUGCCAACGUUGUAGUCUUUUUAUCAUUUUCAGUGGUAUUUGUUAUGCCCUUACUCUGUGCUGAGCAUUGUAUGGUAUAUGCAAGGUAAAGAGGUGGACACGGUUCCUGUCCCACAUGGGGCUUUCGGUCUAAGUUGGCCAGAGUAGGAUUUAGUCCCCAUUUCACACA
Ornithorhynchus anatinus (platypus) is the source of this 4844-nucleotide messenger RNA. It is a transcript of the gene RNF130, whose product is annotated as ring finger protein 130. The transcript is spliced from 8 exons. The record is from RefSeq and is a predicted model, not a curated record. Bases 1701 to 2975 code for a protein of 424 amino acids. NCBI's taxonomy places the organism in Eukaryota, Metazoa, Chordata, Mammalia, Monotremata, Ornithorhynchidae.